AUGCGAAUAAGCCUUUCGGCGCUAUCGGCGUGGGUUGCCGGCACCCUGAAAAAUUGGAGCAUCUACAGAGCAUUCCUCAUUCCUUACUUUGCCAUGCUGUUCAUGGCGGGUCUCCCGAUUUUCUACCUGGAAUUGGCCAUCGGGCAAUAUGUGGGCAUAGGACCAACGUCAGGUUUUAAGCGAAUUGCUCCAAUCUUCCACGGGCUUGGAUAUGGGAUGUUGAUGGUUUCCUUCCUGGUGAUGUUGUACUACAAUAUGAUCAUCGCAUAUGCCAUCUUCUACAUGGGCGCGUCGUUCUCUUCGGAGCUUGGUUGGGCCCGCUGCGGACAUCCCUGGAACACACCAAGUCUCUCCUCUCUCUCAUUCUCUCAUCCUUUCUCUCACAUCGAAUAUAAAGGAAUAGCGACUAUAACUACGACUGCGCUCAGUGAAGUGCUCAGACAGCUCAACCAAUCACAGUUCAGCAGAGCAGACAUUCUGAGUGACUGUUUCUCAUUGGCGGAUGCGGAGGACUGCCUAAAGAAGGGGAACGGAACAAUGGUGUUAUGGAACAACACGUGCACCUUGACUUCUAAAGCGUGCGCAGCCACCAAGAACUUGUGCGCAGAUCAGAACUUUCUGAACUGCCUCCGUCACCACAUGUCUAGCCAUAACAACACACACUGUUUCAACAUCAGCGCCAUGAAUGCUCAGCCACAAGAGCCGCAGUACCAGCAUGUCCGCAUCCGAGAUGCCUUCGAACGCAUCUCCUCCUCAGAGGAGUACUGGACGAAUCAUGUGUUGGGGAUGAGUUCAGGUUGGGAAGAGUAUGGGGGAAUCCGUUGGCAAUUGGUUCUUUGUCUUUUUGUUGCGUGGGUCAUUGUGGCCGUGUGCUUGAUCAAGGGUGUCCAGAGCUCCGGGAAGGUGGUAUACUUCACCGCUCUAUUCCCUUACCUCGUCCUCCUCAUCUUCCUCAUCUAUGGUAUUGUAGAGAAAAGAAGAGAUGGGUACGCGAACACGUAUCAGAUGAACAAACUCAGAAUAAGCGCCGAAAGCAUCAGUAAUUUGAUCUAUACGUGUAUUUGGAGUGCAUUGGUGUGCUGUGGAACCACAACUUUUUGCAACCACAUUUUAAUAAUAACAAUUCUUGAUAUUAAUGAGUGCUGUGGUUUGUGUGCAGGAGCAACUUUACCAGGAGCGAAAGAUGGAGUAUUAUUUUAUUUGACGCCUCAAUGGGAGCAACUAACGUCAGUGGGCGUGUGGUACAAGGCAGCGACUCAAAUCUUCUACUCGCUUGGGCCUGCUUUUGGCGGGCUCCUCACUCUGGCCUCUUACAACCGAUUUAACAACAACUGCCAAAGAGAUGGAAUCACAGUGGCAUUGAGCAAUUGCAUGACCUCCUUCUUUGCCGGCUUUGUCAUCUAUUCUAUCGUGGGAUUUAUGGCCCACGAACUGGAUGUGGAGGUUAAGAAUGUGAUUCGAGAUGGAACGGGACUCGCAUUUGUGGCUUAUCCAGAUGCCGUGGCACGAAUGCCUAUUCCUCAACUCUGGGCUUUCCUCUUCUUCCUCAUGCUCAUCACUCUUGGUUUAGACAGCCAGGUA
Molecule: messenger RNA, 1581 nt
Organism: Darwinula stevensoni
Lineage: Eukaryota; Metazoa; Arthropoda; Ostracoda; Podocopida; Darwinulidae
Source: the annotation of a GenBank genome assembly